Messenger RNA from Amphiprion ocellaris (clown anemonefish), 3040 nucleotides. Its product is annotated as neuronal acetylcholine receptor subunit alpha-3-like. The transcript is spliced from 7 exons. Bases 196 to 1950 code for a protein of 584 amino acids. The record is from RefSeq and is a predicted model, not a curated record. Gene Ontology annotation, cellular component: postsynaptic membrane; synapse; neuron projection. Gene Ontology annotation, molecular function: acetylcholine-gated monoatomic cation-selective channel activity; transmembrane signaling receptor activity. Lineage: Eukaryota; Metazoa; Chordata; Actinopteri; Pomacentridae. Gene Ontology annotation, biological process: monoatomic ion transmembrane transport; chemical synaptic transmission; regulation of membrane potential.
GGGACGUGCAGAAGUUGUCCAUGUCGGCUGAGCGCACCGCCGAGUCCAACCUCUCCACGCUCCGGAGCGCAAAAGGAAAAUGUUGUUCUAAUCCGGAGGCUUCGCAGACGUCUGCCGCAGGUCACUGACGACAACUGCUCGCUCUGGCAAAACCUUUUUAACCCACAAAAAGCAUCGCCAAGCGCUGAUGUAUCGAUGAAUUUCUCCGGGAAACUAACACACGUCCUCCUGCUGGUGCUCCUCGCAGCGCAAGGCAGCUUUUCAUCGAAAGCGGAGGACAGAUUAUUCCGAAGGCUAUUCCGAAGGUACAACCAGUUCAUCCGGCCGGUAGAGAAUGUAUCUGAUCCAGUUACUGUGGAGUUUGAGGUGUCCAUAUCUCAGCUUGUUAAAGUGGAUGAGGUGAAUCAAAUCAUGGAAACCAACUUGUGGCUGAGACAUGUUUGGAACGACUACAAGUUGAGAUGGACCCCCGUUGAAUAUGAUGGGAUUGAGUUCAUACGAGUUCCAUCCAAUAAGAUUUGGAGGCCAGACAUUGUCCUGUACAACAAUGCUGUAGGUGAUUUCCUCGUGGAGGACAAGACCAAGGCUCUGCUAAAGUUUGACGGCACAAUCACAUGGGUCCCUCCAGCAAUUUUCAAAUCUUCCUGCCCCAUGGACAUUACCUACUUCCCUUUUGACUACCAGAACUGCUCCAUGAAGUUUGGCUCCUGGACCUACGACAAGGCCAAGAUUGACCUGGUGCUCAUUGGCUCAAAGGUGAACCUUAAAGACUUCUGGGAAAGUGGGGAGUGGGAAAUCAUCGAUGCGCCAGGAUACAAGCAUGACAUCAAGUAUAACUGCUGUGAGGAGAUCUACCCGGACAUCACCUACUCCUUCUACAUCCGCCGCCUGCCUCUCUUCUACACCAUCAACCUCAUCAUCCCCUGCCUCCUCAUCUCCUUCCUCACCGUGCUGGUCUUCUACCUCCCAUCUGAUUGUGGAGAGAAGGUCACUCUGUGCAUCUCCGUCCUCCUUUCCCUCACUGUGUUCCUGCUCGUCAUCACUGAGACCAUCCCUUCAACAUCUCUGGUCAUCCCUCUGAUCGGCGAGUACCUCCUCUUCACCAUGAUUUUCGUCACGCUAAGCAUCGUCAUCACUGUCUUUGUGCUGAAUGUCCACUACCGCACCCCAAUGACUCACACGAUGCCGGAGUGGGUGAGGGCGGUGUUCCUCGGGGUGCUGCCCAAGGUGAUGCUCAUGAGGCGGCCUAUUGACCAGGGCUGCUCCUCGCCUGCCAGUAUUACCGGAGGGAUGCCAGGAAGCAGUGGAGGAAACAAGAAGAGAAAGAACAGCAUCGGAAGUGGAUCGGGAAGUGUAAGUGUUGGAGGUAUAACUGGGGGUGUAGCAUGUCAACCGCUAGAUAGUGGCGCAGGAGGAGGAGGAACCUCGUCAGCUGGCGGCUCCAUGAACUGUGUGGAGUAUGGCGACAUGAACCGCGACCUGAAUCGUGACUUAAAUCAAGGCUUGAACCGUGAUUUAAAUCGCGAUUUAAACCGUGACUUGAACCGGGAUUUAAACAGGAGGUGCCCCUACAGAGGCAAAGAGGUGCCGACUCCUGUUCCACCCCCGAUGGUGCCCCCGCCUCCUCCUCCUCCUCCCCCCCAGGCACCUCCCAACCAGGGGCCCCAGGAGUCGGAGCUGCCCAAGGUGCCGAGGCCCCUAAGUGCUCCGUCGCCAGUCAAUGCUGUCGUCGCGUUUUCUGUGGUGUCGCCAGAGAUCAAGCAGGCCAUUGAGAGCGUGAAGUACAUCGCAGAGAACAUGAGGACACGCAACAAAGCCAAAGAGGUGGAGGACGACUGGAAGUACGUUGCCAUGGUCAUCGACAGGAUUUUCCUGUGGGUUUUUGUGACAGUGUGUGUGCUGGGGACACUGGGACUCUUCCUCCAGCCGCUCAUCAGCUUCCUAAAAUGAGACGCUUGUCUCUGUCAUCGCCCUCCCUUUUCACUCUCUCGGUCUCCUUCUCUCUGUCUUUAUGCCCAACUUGAAUUAUCCCCCUUGCAGUUCUUUCACAUCAAACACUAGAGUACAUUUGUCCUCCUUUUCUGUUUUUUUUUUUGUUUCUCCUGAAUCUGUCUCUAGCUCUUCUCUGGGAAUCCAUCGUCAUAUGUGACUUACAGCCCUCCGCUUUCUGUUUUCUCGCAUGACUUAUUCAGAUUUCCACAUUCUUCAGUGUUUAUGCCCUGUCAAUGUGCAGGCACUGUCAUGUUAUCCAGUCUCCUUCUUCCCAUCACAGUUUUUUUCAAAACUUAUUAUCACAUCGUCUCUCCUUUCUUUGUUUUUCUCGUCUCCUGUGCCGUGCUUUGACCUGCCACCGCUGACUGCUCAUCUUUUCACAUUCGUCUUCAGUCUCCCAUUGUGGCUGCAUUUCCAUUCUGUGUUUUACUAAAAAAUGUGCACUAAGUCAUUUUUAUUGUACAGUCUUGUACAAUGUCUAACAUGGUCAGGUAAUUAUUUAAGGAAUUAUUAUUUAAAUGACUGUAGAAGAACCUAUUAAGACAUGAAUCGCUAAAAAAAAUAACCUGAAUAACUUUGCAAUAGCACGUUGUCAUUGUAAAGCCAGUGCAAUAAAGACAAUACACUAUUGAGAACUAUGGUACAGUAUAUACGCUUAAAUUUAAAUAUGAUUAACUGUUACUUAACUGUUUUUUGACAGCUGGUAUUAAUUUAGUCUUUUCUUGUUGAAGCUGCAAGUACAUUUCCCUGUAAAUACCUUUAUAAGAUAUAAGUGAGUCAUGCAUGGCUUCUGAGAAGGACACUGACUGUGGCUGUACACUUUUAAUGAUGAUGUGUGUUCUAAUCAUGCACCACACACACACACACACACACACACACGGAUGACAUCAGCGCAAACUUGCAAUGUAUAAAAACACUUUAAAAUGCACAAUGUAGAUUAAACUUGUAAAAAGAUUUAAAAUAAAGAAAUGCCUCAAGUAAUUUCUAAGAUGAUAAUUGUUGAAGUUCUGUUUGACGACUUAUGGACUUUAAAAGGUGUAUGACUUCA